AUGGUAAACAAACUGUUGGUUUUCCUGGUUGCGCUAUUCCUUGCUAAUGGAAGUUAUCUUCGUCCAGAUCUUCAUAGGUGGGGUGAUCACGAAUUUGAUGAGGAUUCUCUAAUCGUCCCAGAGCAAAAUAUAACCAGACCAGUUAUUGGGAUCCUCACAAUCCCAAUUUUCCCAUACAAUAAUUGGAAUACCACAGCAACAACUUAUAUUGCUGCUUCUUAUGUUAAAUAACGAUGACCCCCCUCAAUCUUCAUGUCUAUUGCAACAAAAAUGCAAUUUUUUAAUAUAAAAUUUUAUAUAACAAAAAAAAAUAAUUUUCAUGUCUCUUGCAACAAAUUAUAUACAUUAAAAUGGCGACACGUGUCAACCUGCUCUUGGCGCAGCAGCCCAGACCUUAUGGAUACGGCGAACUGGGACGGACUCCGAGCCGAGAAUCAGACACAGGCUCAAGAAGUGUGUAUCCGGGUAGGUUUUGGCUGCUUUCAUGUGGUUGGAAAUGGAGGUGCUCAACAACGUCCUUUGGAUCCGAGGACCCAUGGGCAUUCCUCUACCGAGAAACUGGGGGUUUCUGCCCAUGCCACAAGGGAACAGUCUUUUUCCUGUAGCAGUCGAAGGAAGGUACUUUGACACCCGAUAGGUUCCAAGGAGCUGAUCCUUGGAAUCAAGCUACUCCAAUUGCCCGUAGCAGGGCUGCAGAAUCCAUAAGCCGCCACUCAAAUCUGAAGCCGCAAGCCAAGGAGGAGACAGAAGGUACGGAAGGGCACUCGUAAGAGGGAUAGACCCUGUGGGCUGGAGUCGAAAAGCGGUAAAACCUUUUGGUACAACAAAUUUUCGAUGCGAAUCUUAAAUUUUUCCGUACUUUUUAGCUAAAUAAGUUUAAUAAAAUGGCGAGCGAUGACAAUAGCCGUCCAAAUCUCUAUGAGAAGGUCAUUGGCACGCCUACAGCAGCGCUGUUGUAUGGUUUUUUUUUGAGAAACUCACCUAAAGAAAAAUGCAUUAAUUUUUUUUAUAAAAAAUUUUGUAUUGCAGUAGGCAUGAAGAUUUUUUCGAAAAUUUUUGUUGCAAUAAACAUGAAGAUUGAGAGGGGGGGGUCAUCGUUACGUCGAAAUGGGAGGCGCACGAGUUGUCCCUCUUAGGUCAGACCACAGCUAUGAAGAGCUGAAUUAUUUAUUUACCAGACUCAAUGGCAUCCUUUUUACCGGGGGUACUGCAAAUUUAUUUGAUAACAGCACCUACCCAGUUCCAACCCUAGGCCCUGACUACGCAGCAAAAGCUUGCUACCUUUACAACUUAGUCAAACAAGCUAACGACAAUGGCAUUUAUUACCCUCUUUGGGCAACUUGCUUAGGAUUCGAAACCAUCCAAAUCUGCGAAAACACUGAAUACGCCACACUUGGAAACUUCAAUGGUGAGCCUCCAUAUAUCAGAGCUAACAACUUCACCAAGAAAGCUUAUACAAGCCGCAUUUUCAAUAACAUUGGCAGAAGAUAUGGAGAAGUCAUGAUGAGAGUUAUGACAGAAAAACAAACUUCGCUUCUUUCUCAUUCAAAUGGAAUUUCGACUUCUAUGUAUUCUUACCAGAAUAACUUGACUGAGUUCUUUGAUGUGCUCAGUGUUAUGCAUGAUAAAAGCGGAAACCCGUUUGUAUAGGUAUUUACCUUGAUCCCCUCUCCUUCUGUUAGUGAACAAACAAUUUGGUUUGCUUAGGAGGGGUUAAAUUAAAUUGAACUAACUGCCUUGCUUAGAGUCGGCCGAGGAUUUCUACCUCUGUGAGCUUAUCCGCAGCCGAAGACGCCCGGAUGACACUACGGCCUUACUUCAGGCUCCAUAACCUGAAUCGAUUUCAGGGCUUCUGGCUUCUUUAGGCAAUGGAUCUGGGGGAAGCUCCCAAUAUUUCGCUAGGCACCUGCUGUCUUCAGAGUCCUUAAUUCUAGUAGGGAUCAUAUCUAUUCUCCCAAUUCCAUCAGGAGGAAAAAUUCCAUGUCCCAAGUAUUAUGAAGAAAUCCUCUGCCUGUAUACAUUAAUAUCCACCACGGUGAAUUAAUAUUGUUUUUUAUUUAAAUAUAAAUUUUAUUUUUCGAAUUAAAAUCCCAAUUGCAAAAAUUGGAAAGCAAAAAUACAUUAAAUUGCAAAAAUUUAUAUUUUGAAAUGCAGACGUUAAUUCAACAGAAUUAGCUAAUAAAACUUUCACUUAAAUAUCAAAAUCCUUUUCCAUAAUAAAGUUUCUUCACUCACUGCGAUGGGUUUUCUGCGAAAAAUAGGGAUUUUAAAUGUUUUUGUUCGCUCGCAGAGGGGGAGUUAGAUAGUCUACUGAAAAUUAUAAAAAAUUAGAAUCAAAAUAGUUUCAGCUAGAUAAAAUCUAAAGUUGGAUUGUAAGAUUAGCAGAAAGCAGAGAGUAAAAAGGUAUAGCAAUGAUAGAGGCUAAAGAUUACCCUAUUUACGGGACUCAAUUCCACCCAGAGAAGAACAUUUAUGAGUGGUCUCCUGCUUCUCCUCAGCCUCAUGACUUUUAUUCCGUUAAGGCUUCGACUUAUUUGUCGAAUUUCUUUGUCUCUGAAGCAAGAAGAAAUAACAACACUUUUGAGAGUGAACAAGUGCUGCAGCCUUAUUUGAUUUACAACUGGUGGCCUCUGUACACGAAUAAUUAUUUCACUCAAACCUAUGAGUUUAAGUAA
Blepharisma stoltei is the source of this 2675-nucleotide messenger RNA. Lineage: Eukaryota; Ciliophora; Heterotrichea; Heterotrichida; Blepharismidae. The record is from the annotation of a GenBank genome assembly.